AUGAACAUCAAACUCCCCUCUUUGUCUCUUCGUUUGAAUCAAAAUCCAUCAAAAACCCAUUUCAGGAAAUCCAAAGCUGUUCCAGGUUUACUGAUUGUUGCUUGUGGUGAAAAGGUGGAGCCUUUGAGGGUAAUGAUAUCAGGAGCCCCUGCUUCUGGGAAAGGAACUCAAUGUGAACUCAUUACUAAAAAGUAUAAUUUGGUGCACGUUGCAGCAGGAGAUCUUCUCCGGGCUGAAGUUGCUGCAGGGACUGAACACGGGAAGCGUGCUAAACGAACUCACCUUCGUUGCUGGUUGCAGAUGGUUAAAGAGCGGUUGUCACGGCAAGAUUCUCAGGAGCACGGCUGGCUUCUUGAUGGAUAUCCGAGGAGCGAGUCCCAAGCUACCUCUCUCAAGAAAUUCGGUUUCGUUCCAGAUAUCUUCAUUCUUCUUGAAAUCCUCGUUAAAAGAGUUGUCGGCCGCAGACUAGAUCCGGUCACCGGGAAAAUAUACCAUCUCAAAUACUAUCCCCCGGAAACGGAAGAAAUCGCUGCACGACUCACUCAACGCUUCGACGACACUGAAGAAAAGGUUAAACUGUGUUUGCACACUCACAACAGCAACGUGGAGUCUGUGCUUUCGUUAUACAACGACCAAAUAGUCAAGGUGGACGGAACCCUCCCUAAAGAGGAGGUGUUCUCACUAAUCGACCGAGCUUUGACAGAGCUUCUCGCGAAGAAGGAAGCCGCCUUGGGCUCACUGGCUGCAUAA
Molecule: messenger RNA, 750 nt
Organism: Salvia splendens (bonfire salvia)
Lineage: Eukaryota; Viridiplantae; Streptophyta; Magnoliopsida; Lamiales; Lamiaceae
Product: adenylate kinase, chloroplastic
Exons: 7
Coding region: 1-750 (249 amino acids)
Biological process (GO): nucleobase-containing compound metabolic process
Molecular function (GO): AMP kinase activity; ATP binding
Source: RefSeq, a predicted model, not a curated record